UUUCCCACAAAAUGAGUGUUAGCAAAUAGUAUUCGAUUUCGAUUCAUUACACUGUUGUCACGAGUCCACCACCACGGUGGAGCCGUCAUCAUAUUUGUCAUCCCAAACCCUAAUUCCCGCUAACCACCAAUCCCUAUCACGGUCCUUGUGAGAUUCCGGGUUUUAAGUCAACUCUGCCAUUUCCGUUCUCUUUAAGCUUCUGUGCAACUGAUAAUUUUGCUGAAUUUCUGGAAAAAAAGAGGAAGCUUCGGAGUUGUUGAUGGAGGGGAAUUCCGGCGGCGGAGGCGGCGGAGGAGGCGGAAAUGACGUGGAGCUUCUGUGCAAAACGCUGCAGGUGGAGCACAAGCUGUUCUACUUCGAUCUCAAGGAGAAUCCGCGCGGACGCUACCUCAAGAUCUCCGAGAAGACCUCCGCCACGAGGUCCACCAUCAUCGUCCCCUCCAACGGCAUCUCGUGGUUCCUGGAUCUCUUCAAUUACUAUGUCAAUUCCGACGAGCAGGACUUCCUGAGCAAAGAACUCCAGCUUGACUCCAAGGUCUUUUAUUUUGAUAUUGGUGAGAACAGAAGGGGCCGCUUUCUGAAGGUAUCUGAAGCUUCAGUUAGCAGAAACCGCAGUACCAUCAUUGUUCCUGUAGGGAGUGCCGGGGGUGAGGGUUGGGCAGCAUUUAGGAAUAUUUUGGCUGAAAUAAAUGAAGCCUCAAGGCUUUUCACCCUGCCAAAUGAGCAGCAAACUUCUGAAACUCCAGAUCGGUUAGGACUUUCAGAUGAUGUAGGGGCUGGUUUCAUAUCCAGCCAUAGCUCCCAACCUACUCCAUCGGCUGACUUGAAUGUAGACCGCACAAUUGAUUUGCCACCACCUGAGGACGUUAAUAAUUUAGGGAUUUCUAAAGUUAUCAGGGUUGAUCAGAAGAGAUUCUUCUUUGAUCUUGGCAACAACAACAGGGGCCACUUCUUAAAAAUAUCUGAGGUGUCCGGUCCUGAUCGGUCGUCCAUCAUUCUCCCAUUGUCGGGGCUGAAACAGUUCUAUGAAAUGGUGGGCCACUUCGUGGACAUCACCAAGGACAGGAUUGAAGGAAUGACUGGUGCAAACGUUCGGACAGUGGACCCUCCUCAGAGAUGAACACUGACAACCUGAGGGUGAACCCAGAAGCCCAUUUUGGGGCAUUCCAAACUCAUUUUCUGCAGUGGAUCAGGUGUGCGAUUGUGUUGAUUUUGUCUUUAGCAUUGUUCAUUGGAAGUUGAAUAAACUGGCUGUUUUGAGCAAGAGAGAGAAUAGCAAACCAAUUGUCAAGUGUGAAUGGAGGGACAAUAAGAAAUAAACUAGUAACUCUUGUAAUUCCUAGUGUUGAAAAAGGUUCCUUUGUAUUACUUCUCCCCUGUCAAUUUUGAUUCAUUGCAUGCUUUCACUGCUAGGCUGCUAGGGAACAGUGUGCACCAAACAUAUACUUUUGUAAGGGAUUCUACCUUGUCAAUCUAAUAAUAGGUUGUUUGCUUUGAUUAUACUA
Ipomoea triloba (trilobed morning glory) is the source of this 1505-nucleotide messenger RNA. RefSeq names its product transcription factor Pur-alpha 1-like. Lineage: Eukaryota; Viridiplantae; Streptophyta; Magnoliopsida; Solanales; Convolvulaceae. Gene Ontology annotation, cellular component: nucleus. The coding region runs from base 260 to 1120 and encodes 286 amino acids. The record is from RefSeq and is a predicted model, not a curated record. Gene Ontology annotation, molecular function: DNA-binding transcription factor activity, RNA polymerase II-specific; purine-rich negative regulatory element binding; RNA polymerase II transcription regulatory region sequence-specific DNA binding. The transcript has 5 exons. Gene Ontology annotation, biological process: regulation of transcription by RNA polymerase II.